Messenger RNA from Puntigrus tetrazona (Sumatra barb), 4687 nucleotides. Its product is annotated as kinesin-like protein KIFC3. Gene Ontology annotation, molecular function: ATP binding; microtubule motor activity; microtubule binding. The record is from RefSeq and is a predicted model, not a curated record. Gene Ontology annotation, biological process: microtubule-based movement. The coding region runs from base 839 to 4228 and encodes 1129 amino acids. The transcript has 22 exons. NCBI's taxonomy places the organism in Eukaryota, Metazoa, Chordata, Actinopteri, Cypriniformes, Cyprinidae.
GCGACCGUUUGGAGUUUGCACAGUCGUAUGGACAAAAAACUGGGAUAAGGACUAUCAAUACCAGGCAUUAUGAGAGAAGGAGUGGACUGACCUUUAAGAGUUUUAUUCCUGCAAUCCAGACCCUGUAAAAAAUACAAUAAAACCAUUAGUGACUCAACAGGAGGCGAAGAUUUGUUGGACAUCAGCUUGUGCCAGCGGAGGUUAUGGUUCAGUUUUGAAAAGGAGAUUUGUGGAUUCUCUGGAAUACACCUAUAUUGUUAUCCAGGUUAACGUUGGACGGAAUGGAUACGUAAGAGAUAAGGACCCAACAUUCAGAAGCUAUUCCUGAUUAGCUAACUAGUCAUCUAUUAUUCUGCACGUUUGCGUGUGUUUGCAUUGGCUUGUUUAUCAGGGUGUGUCUUUAUAGAUGUGUCCAGGUAAGCUUUGUGGGGUUUAAAAGCAGGUGUGCAUUAGUUGGCCCUCCCUCAUCCUCCCUCAGAAUGAGAGAUGAGCGCAGCCAUCUCAUUUGCUGAUCAGAUCACGGACAGAUUAUCAGUCUAAAUGAGCAUUAGAAGUCGUCGAGCUCUGGGGUGUCUGAAUAACGUGCUCUGCGUGUGAAUACUGGCGGGGAAACAAGCUUUUUGGACUUUUUGGACUUUAGUUUGACACAAUCUCACCUUUAGACCGGGCAGCACAGUAGAGCUGAUAUCAGGACUGUAACUUCAACCAGAAGAUAGGGUUCUCUGCUUGCGGUGACCCUGAAACGGGAUCGGCUGGAAUGACUUUUAAAGGAUACUCCAUCUCUUUCUCUGGCUGAACGUGUCGUUAGACCUAUUUGUGACUCUUAGUCAGUGCUGCCAUGUAUGUGCUUUGCACACUGGUGUUGCUGUCUCUCCACAACCUGUUUAAGAGACCCAAAGUCCAGGAACCCUUUGAACCCAAGGCUAUUGAGGGUCCCGAGCAGCACAGACCAGAUGUUCCCAAACUGGGUCGCAAGAAGAGGAACAAGCACCACUUUCAUGAAGGUUCUGGACCGGUAGAGACCUCAAGAGUGUCUAGACAGCAUGACUUUGAAAGAUGCUUGGAUGGACCCAGCAGAGCAAGUAAAAGAAGAUCUGUGCACCUGGAUAAUGCGCAUGAGAGGAGAAAGAAAUCACAGCCGGUCCAGCGGUGUGGUCUGCUCGGCCCUGCGGUCAUGUACGGCACAAGAAAGACCUGGGACGUCGGCCACACCCCCUGCCUGCAGGAGCUUUGGAACAAAGACCUCUCAUUGGAUGUUUCAGCGAGUUCCCUGGAUAUCCUGAUGAGUGAUGGUGAGGAGGAGAGCUCCUUCCUCUCGUUGCCCAACACUGUCCUUCAGCGCCACUGUUUGACCUCUGACCUCUCUGAAACGGCCACCUCAGAACAGCAGAAGCUGCUCAUACAGACUCUGCAAGAGAGAGUUUGUGAGUUCCAGGCACGUUUGCGAAGCGAAGACGCUGCAAAAAGACUCCUGCUGCAGCGACUGCAGACACACGACCGCCAGCUCAACCAAGACAUCCACCAGAACGACGAACAUUCGUCCAUUAACCAAGAACCUCGAGAGCAGCUCAGACUGCAGGACGGCCAGCUCAACCAAGCUGCGUCACCGACAGGUGUGAGGAGCUCUGGUGUUUUGACACAGAGACCUGUGGAUUUUCCCAGUGCUGUGCAAGUGAGUAAAGUUCACUCACAGGAGCAACUGCAAAAAGACAAGGGAGAACAACUUGCUCUCAUUACAGGGCUGCGCACACAGGUCAAGGAGCUGGAGGAGAAACUAUUGGAUCAGACGCAGGAGGUGGAGAGACUGCGCUCUGAGCUGGGGGCGACAGAUCUGGAGAAACAGCUCGAGGUGCUGGAGAGUGAGAACCAGCGGCUCAAACAGGAGCUGAAGGCCAGUCAGACUCAGACCAGCUGCUCUACCAGCCACUGCCCACACAGCCAGGAUGUGGAGGCCCUGCGAGGAGAGCUGUGUCGUAAGGACGAGGAGUGCCGCGAGCGGGAGCGGAGGCUGGCUGCGCUGGAGCAGCAGGUGCAGGAGAGGACGGGUGUAGUAGUUCAGCUGCAGCAGCAGCUGGAGGAGGCGGCGCAGCGCAGACACCAGAUCCAGCUGCAGCUUGAGGAGGCGUCACGUCUCAGGAGCCAGAGCGAGGAGCAGCUGACCUCACGGCUUCAAGACGCCGAGGAGGCUCUGUCUCGCCAGGCUGUUUUGACACCACACGUCAAGAUUGUGACCAAGACGGUUGAAGUGGAGUCUGCUCAAUGUAAGCAGGCUUUGAUGGAGGCUCAGGCCCGUAACCAGGCUCUUCAGGAGCAGCUGAGCGUCCAGAGGCAGCUCCUCAGAGAGCUGGAGCAGCAGCUGCACGAGUCGCAGAGAACCAGCAGUCAGCUCCGCCAGCAGCUGAGGACGGACCGCGGCCGUCUGUAUGGCCUGCUCUCCAAGGCGGUGGGUGGGGGUAACAACGAGGUCACCCACAGGCUCUCCAAGAUCCUGGUGUAUGAGGGUGAGAUGGAGAGAGCUCAGGGUCAGCUGGAGGCAGAGAUGCAGAGUCUGGAGGAGGAGAAGAACCGAGUGAUCGAGGAAGCUUUCAUCAGAGCCGAGAGUGAGAUGAAGGCUGUCCAUGAGAACCUAGCAGGUGUGCGGAUGAACCUCCUGACGCUGCAGCCGGCUCUGAGAACCCUCACCUGCGAUUACAACUGUCUGAAGAGACAGGUGCAGGACUUCCCUUACAUGCUGGAGAAAGCCAUCUCUGAGGCGAAGCAGGAGAUCUGUCAGGUGAUUGGCGAGGUGAGCAGCGCGAACCAAGAGCUGCUGCGCAAGUACAAGCGAGAGAUGAACCUGAGGAAGAAAUGCCACAAUGAACUGGUGCGCCUCAAAGGAAACAUCCGCGUGUUGUGCCGAGUACGUCCCAUAUGUGCUGGAGAAACGGAUGCUGCUGACACCAAAAACAUAGUGACCUUUGACCCUGACGAUGAUGCUGUUCUUAUCUUGUCUAAUAAGGGCAAGCUCAUGACCUUUGAACUUGACAAAGUCUUUCCCACUCAGGCCACUCAGGAGGAGGUGUUCCAGGAAGUGCAGUCUCUGGUCACUUCCUGUAUUGAUGGCUUUAACGUAUGCAUCUUUGCCUAUGGGCAGACCGGCUCUGGAAAGACCUAUACCAUGGAGGUAUGUCAUGUUGCCAAAUUUCAUCCUCAAACUAACAAAAAGAAAGUCAAAUUUUAUUACAUGUAUAAUGUGUGUAUCAUGGCCUAUGGCCAAACAGGCAGUGGAAAGACACACACAAUGAUUGGCUCUGAGGAUCCUACAGCUGCAGUGCAGGACUCUCAACAGGGCAUCAUUCCAAAAGCAGCCAAUGAGCUGUUCAAGCUGAUCUCUGAGAAGCCAGCGGACAGUCAUACGGUGGAGAUGUCAGUGGUGGAGGUCUAUAAUAAUGAAGUUAUGGACCUUCUGGCCAGAGAUGAGGAUGGGGUGACAGUUGGGGUAAAGAGAGAAGUCAUCACCACCAGCACAGGCACCAGCGAGGUGCCCUGCCUAACAUAUGAGUUGGUGCGGAGCUCUGCAGAGGUAAUGCAGCUGAUCAAUUCUGUGUUAAAACUAAGAUCUCACAGUCCCACCCUGGUGCACAUGGACUCCUCCAGAUCUCAUUUCAUCGUCACUCUCACCGUCACCUCCAAAAGCCCAGAUGCACUGGCUCUAGCUCGUCGUCUGCAGAACGCCCGACAGGAUGUCCAGCGGGUGUCUCAGAAGGAGUGGUGGAGCCCACGCUGCCGCAGGGCCGCUUCCUCACGCUCGUCUAGCCCCGCCUCCUCGCCGUGCCACUCCCCCUCCCACUCACCAUGCCCCUCCCCCCGACCCAGCAUCACACAGCCCCCCAUCAAAACCAAGCUGCAGCUGGUGGACCUGGCUGGGAGCGAGUGCGUAGGGAUGUCAGGUGUGACCGGUGCGGCUCUGUGGGAAAGCUCCUGUAUAAACCGCAGUCUCUCUGCUUUGUCUGAUGUUCUGGGAGCUCUGGCUGAAAGACGACCUCAUGUACCCUACCGCAACAGCAAACUAACACAUCUACUACAGGACGCCAUAGGAGGGGAUGCCAAGCUUCUGAUAAUGCUGUGUGUAUCUCCCACUCAACGCUUCCUCACCGAAUCUCUUCAGUCCCUGGGGUUCGGUGCCCGAGCCAGACAGGUUCAGAGAGAGCCGCCACGCAGGAAAAACACGGCUCUGAAGAUGAAGUAACCAACGGGGAGAUCCAUUUGAUAGCUGCUUGUGUGUUUUCAUUUGUACGAAUUUUGGUCACAGGUUUAUGGUGCUCAGGUCAUGUUGAAAGUUGCAGUGCUUUGUAACAACACUUUAGGGUUAUGUUUAUGUUCAUAGUUAAUACGUGUCAGUGAUUUGAUUCAGUAUUGUAAUUUUUGACAAUCUCUUGCACACUGGGGAUGUUCCUCUGAUAAAAUGUUUACAGGUUUUUGUGUCUAGUGUGAGUGGAAUACUUCAGAUUAUGUGUGUCUGCAAUUAACCAUUAGUCUGUACUAAAAUAUUUUUGUGGUGAUGAAUAACGUAUGGCUUUUAAAGUAACAGUGUUUGCAACCUAACUCUAGUUGACCUUAUUUGCAGCAAAAUAACGCCUUUCCAGUGUAUCACGAUUUAUGAAUGUUCAAAAAAAGCUUUAAAUUUAAUAAAAUUUACAGUAAAUCA